This is a messenger RNA of Phanerochaete carnosa HHB-10118-sp, 900 nucleotides long. RefSeq lists its product as uncharacterized. Lineage: Eukaryota; Fungi; Basidiomycota; Agaricomycetes; Polyporales; Phanerochaetaceae. The record is from RefSeq and is a predicted model, not a curated record. The transcript has 2 exons. Bases 1 to 900 code for a protein of 299 amino acids.
AUGAGCGAGCCCAACAUACCGGACGAAAUUCUGCACCACAUACUCAACUACUUGCUCGCUGUCGAUGAAUCCCUGUUCUGCAGAUUUCCGUCGUACGACCGUACGUAUGGGCGGGGUUGCUACCGCAGCCACUCAGAAUGGGAGCAUAUUAUGCUGCUGCGCCAGUCCAGCCUUCUCCUCGUAUCAAAGCGCUGGCUAAGGGUCGGCACUCCGCUCCUCUACCGAGGCGUCGUUAUCUGGAAGGCGGAGCAUACCAAGACCUUGGCGCGUCUCUUCAAAGCGAACCCGGCCAUCGGGGCCGCGACACGUUAUCUCAGGCUCGAAGGCGGAUUGGGGAAAGAUUUGCAUGAUGUUGCGAGGAUGACUCCUAACGUGCACACACUAUACCUGAACAUCAGCAUACGGGGAACAGAAAGCAUUGCUGGGCUUCGGCGCGCACUUCCCAUCCUCAAAUUGAGCAAGCUAUACCUGACGUACAUGUCGUACGCCGGAGAAAGCAAGGUCAUUCGCGAGGGACGAGAGCUUGUGGAGAAGUGUUUAACACAUCAUCUUGUAACAUUGAGGACGAUAAUCCUUCCGCAAGGUUUUCGCAUGUCCACUAGCAUUGCGGUUGCUUUGGGGAACGCCCCAGCGCUGGAGACGGUCUCUGCAUCUUCUGAAUACUACAACAUCACGGAUUGGCUGAAGCGCGGCUAUAUCCAGCUGAUCGCCACAAAUCCGAGGCUACAACGUAUAUGCUGCCGCGGCGCACGCGGGAAGCCGGCUGUAGACGAUAUGAUUACCCAAAUGGGGGUUCCAGAGCGCAUAGCGAAUCUAUUCACAUACGAACGGACGUAUAUGGACGACAUCAGGUAUGGCUCUCCGCGAAACUUACGCAAAGAUGUUAAUCGAUGGCGUUAG